AAUCCUCUGCUCUAGCUCUGCUCUGCUGACGUGUGGAUAAAGCCGAACAUUUUAGAUCUUCUUGGAACAGAAAUCUUGGUGCUGGUCCUGAGAGAGCGUCCGUAAGAGGGACCUCUCCCCACCAUCAUGGUGGACCUGUGGUAUCUCCUAGCACUCUUCCUGGUUCUUAUUGUACAGGUAGCCAGGAGUGCCGGGAGCCUAGAGAAGCUAUCGUCAGAGUUAUGCCUCACCCAAGGAUUCUCUUCCAACCUUCUGUGUAGUGCGUGUGGUAAUUUAGGUGAAUUCAAACUGAAUGAGCUGGAAGGAACGUGUCGGCAGUGCUGCCAAGAUGACGCUGAAGAAGAUAACUUUACUCCAUUCCACCAUGCUCAUUUAGAAGUGUGCGGAUGAAAAUUGGGUCGGUUUCCACAGAUCCAAGCUUUUGUAAAGGGUGAUAGGCCUAAAAAGUAUCCAAACUUGAAAAUCAAGUAUCUGCGAGGUGCGGAUCCUGUUUUGAAGUUCUUGGAUGAGAAGAACAAGGUCAUCGAGACUCUAAGCAUUGAGAAGUGGAACACCGACUCAGUUGACGAAUUCCUUAUGGAGAGACUUAAACCAUCUCAUUAAAGUUUUCACUUUUCCUCAUUUCAUUAAUGAUUUGAGGCAAUAGAGAGAUAAGUCAGUCACGUCAACACAUUGCUUAACAUUGCUAUUUCUCUUUUCAAAUAAAGUUCAUUGAAUUCAUACUCCGGCACUGAAUGGUGCAUCCCAUAAUGUAUGAGGAAGAAGCGAAUGAUUUAAAAAAAACUAGCCUUAAAACCCAUUCAUGCAGAGGAUUACACAUUUUUACAAGUAGAAAGAGAGAAUAUAAUAUCCAAAUAAAUCUUAUAAUAUAGAAUGAAAUUCUGUUCUUGACGACCAAAUAAAUGUACAGAAUAAACUCUUAAGAGGUGUAGUCUUCUAAUUUUAUAUUAAUGUAUUUUUAAUAUUUUAAAAGCAAUGUGUUGAUGUUUUUCUGAUUUCUGUGAAGAUUAAAUUGCCAGAUAUAGUUAUGCUUCAUUCAAUACAACCAAACAUUACCUCCUACAGUUUUAUAAAUAAGGAACCUUUUGUUAGCAUUUGCUAUUUAGCUGACCAAACCAGAAGUAUUCAGUUGUUUGCAAAGUGCAGUCUUUCAGGGAACUUUGUGUUACCCAGAGGAAUAAUAAAAAUAAUAUUUAGCUUUUAUAUAGCGCUUAAUACAAAUGUCUUUAAGCGCUUUCAAAAUAUACUAUUUGUAAUGAUCAUUAAUAGGUGCAUUCUUGAACUUAAAUCGAUUUAUGAAUGAAUCUAUUUCCCUUUUAAUCAUAUUCCACCUUGUCUUAUUCUAUAUUCAUUGUUGUUUACUGAUAACCAAGAUUCUUGAAUGAAGGAUAACUAUAGCAGACUCCAUAGAGAUUAAGCAUAGUCUAUGAAAGCAGAUCAAUAAACCAAAUGGUGUGUUCUGUUGGAUCCCAAUGUAUGCUUAAUCUCAUCUUCACACUCUCUUAUGUAUUAUGUAACAUGCUGUAAAACCAAAAUAUCUGCGAGAUAGUUUCACCAUUUUCAUUCAUAAGUUGUCCAGAUUCUACAAUGCCACAUAAUAGAUUCACUACACUAAAUUUAGCAAUUCACAUUUUUUUUGUGCCAUUGUUACCAGUUUGCCAAGAUUUUGUGUCGUGAAAGUUUUUGGUUACCGGUAUACAGGUUGCAGGGCUCCUUACUAACUUUAUGUCUGGACGUCAUCGUUACAUUUUUGUCAAACUCACAGGAUGUACUUGUACUUUGUAUCUCAAUAGAACCAAUUUUUGAUAUGGGAAGCCUUUUAAAUCUUAGUCUAUUGUUUGCCUAUGAAUACUCGUAGUGUUGAGCCCUGCAAAAUUGCUUUUUUAUUUGAACAAACUCAAUCAUGGGCAGUUUACAAAUUGGUAUGAUGUCACAAAGGAUAUCACCUGUUUGGAGCCAGAAGGGCUUUAUUUAGCUUAUAUCCUUUAAGACAGAGCUUACACCCUUGUUGCUCUGACCAGAUGAUAUAUCAAUUGGUAUAGAGAUAUAUAUUUAUACAUUUACCUUGUACUGGUUUUAUGUGCAUGUUCAUUGUUUGAUGUAAAAAAAAGUUUGUAUGUUCGGGGAAGUUGUAGCUUUGAGUAUCAAUAAAAUAUUUGUAAUUCAUGUUCAGCAAUUUUUUGUAAUUUUGUGAUUAAUAUCUUGGUGAUCAUGUCUCACUUAUUAAAUCAAUCUGUUCUCA
Molecule: messenger RNA, 2242 nt
Organism: Strongylocentrotus purpuratus (purple sea urchin)
Lineage: Eukaryota; Metazoa; Echinodermata; Echinoidea; Camarodonta; Strongylocentrotidae
Gene: selenof
Product: selenoprotein F
Exons: 6
Cellular component (GO): endoplasmic reticulum lumen
Molecular function (GO): oxidoreductase activity
Source: RefSeq, a predicted model, not a curated record